This is a messenger RNA of Epinephelus fuscoguttatus (brown-marbled grouper), 6797 nucleotides long. RefSeq names its product E3 SUMO-protein ligase ZBED1-like. The transcript has 6 exons. NCBI's taxonomy places the organism in Eukaryota, Metazoa, Chordata, Actinopteri, Perciformes, Serranidae. Bases 3509 to 4336 code for a protein of 275 amino acids. Gene Ontology annotation, molecular function: protein dimerization activity. The record is from RefSeq and is a predicted model, not a curated record.
GCAGCUGAGUGCAGUUUGCCCCUGAUUGCAAUAAGCCACACAUGUAUGGCAAAGUAUAAAUGCUGGCUUUGCGCCAAGAACACCGUAGCAGAACAGUGGCAGACUUUGUUUGGCAAAGUACUGAAUACUUUAUACCCUCAUGUAGCCUAGUGAUGUCUGCUGGUGAGUCAGGCUAACAGUGUUGGAUGGGUUGAGGCUGUGGAUUUGACCAAGUUUGACCACUUUAUCACUAUUCCCUCUCACUUGUAGCUGUUUUUUCAUUAUCUUUGAAUUUCAUAUGAAUUAUGGAACCGUUUUUGUUCAUGUUUGUUUCCCCCCUUUCGUAAAAUAAAUUAUUGAAAGUUGCUUUUGAAGUGCGUGACAGAAGUGCGUUUUGAGAACGAUCGCAGACUGUCACCUGUUCAACGCAUCAAUAUCUUCAGAUGCCAUUAAAGUAAUAAUGAUUAUAAUAAUAAUGUCAAAAUAUUAUUUACAGACUGAUUUAACAGACAAUCACUGCUGCCACGAUCACUGAAAAGUGUGGGCGAGAGGCUUCCACAGAGGAGCAUCCAGUUUGCACCAGCUUUCUAAAGACGUUAUUUACUUCACUCAAACUGCGUGUGGCUAUUAGCGCUGGUGUUAGUGAAUUAGACGUUGUUUAUCAAUGAGGCUCAUUUGCAUAGAAAGGGGCAAUUUUUCUGCCAAAUAUAUGCAUAUUACCUUAUUUAAAUACGUGCUUUGUGAAUUAGACGGUAUCUGUUUGCUCCAUUUUACCGGUUUAGCGGCCACAAAAGCCACGCAAUCCUUUUGUGAAUUCGGCCCUGAGUGUGUCUAUGGUGCCGUGCUGUGCUGCUGUGCGAGCAGUGUGUUUUGACUGUGUGUAACAGCUGUCUGUUGAUGAUUAUUUGCACUGUCCUUAACAAUAAUUAUGUCAGGUUAGGUCAGUGUAGGGCUGGGCGGUGUGACCUAAAAUUUAUGGUAUAAACGGUAUAAAUCGAAUUCCUUCACGGUAACGGUAUAUAUCGCGGUAUAAAUUUAAGUGUAAAAGUUAUAAUAGAAGUGUUUCUGAAUGGGUUUUGUAGUCCCUUAGCAAAGCUGAAUUGAUAAAAACCAACAACAAAAGCAAAGAUAUAAUGUAUUUUUUAGAGCAUUUAUUGUGCAGAAUGCAGAUCUCAAAACUAAAAAUUAAAACCCAGUACUCUAUGGUGCAAAAUGUCUCCUGAGAUCUAUAUCAAAAGGUAAUUUCCUUCUUUUAGCAAAAUCCUAAAUGACUGAGUUGUGUUUUUUCCACCUGGACCUUUAUGCUCUGCCAUUUCUCCUCUAAUCAUCAUGCUGUAACCUGUGACAGGCUGCUAUGAUACCACAACUAUCACACAUUCACAUAUGGAGUUUUUUGUGGAGCCCCUAGCGUCACAUAAGUUUACAUUACCAAAGGUUUAUGACAAACUCUCUUGCCGAAAACCAGCUCCCGUGUGCACACGGCGAGAGAGGAGAGGGAGAGACGCUGUGCUGCUGCCAGAGGAGACACUGAAUGAGUUCCCUCUGAGCGGUAAGUCGCUAAAAGAGUCUGAGAAGUCCGGGGCUGUUCAUAAGACAUUAACUCACUCACUCACAAGUUCUCCAGCAACACAUGUUGCACGUGCUACGCUAAAUCACGGACGUGAACCAGCUUGCAGCCAUUUUCACACUGAGGCAGGUGCGAUGACAUAAUCGACGAUAGGACUAGGGCUGGGUACCGAACUUCGGUUCUUUUGUGGCACCGACCGAAAUGCUUCGGUAGUACCUAGUAUUGAAACACGCCUCGUCUUUUGGUGCCAAAUUUCGGUACCCUGAGGUUAAUCACGUGACGAAGACCUGAUACUGCUGCCGGUGAUUGGCUGUAACGUUACACGUGAUUGCGGCAUGCAGGAAAAAUACGUGGUUGAGACGUCUUGUGGUUACGCCCACAGACGGGGUUCACGUGUCUGUGUUGUGAUAGUGAGCUGUAGUUGUAUGUGUCUCGAAACGGUUAAAAAAUGUCACCGAGCCCGAGGUCAAAAGUGUGGCUCCAUUUUAACAAGAUUGAUGCCAAUAGUGCGCGAUGCAAUAUAUGCAAAAAAGUCUUAAUUGCUAGGGCUGGCAAUACGACUAAUUUGAUGAAACACCUGACCGUGCACGGAAUCAAUUUAAGAGCAGAAAGUUGCUCCGUGUUUGACUGCAAGAAGAGUGGACCGCAGCCAUCCUCCUCUCAGCAUUCAAGUCCGCCUGUGGACGUUACAGAGCCCGAGCGGCCUGGUUCAAAAUAUCCACCACCGGACUCCGCUUCAUCUGAGAGUACCAACGAGGACGCCAUGUCUAGGAUAUCAACAGGUAAAUUUACUUUAUGUUACUGCAAUUUAAUACGUGCAUCGUGCAGCGAGUUAAACUGUGAUGUGAUGCUAACUUACGUUAUUAGUGUGUAGCUUUGUGGCUAAAUCAAAAGCUAACUAGAGAUUGACAGUAACAGAUAAAGCUUAGCUUGUUAAGAUGUGCUUAUCAAUUGGGCCGGCUGGUUAAACGGCUCUGUUAUGUUAACUUCUCUUCACAGUAGCCUCUGACCCUGGUGUGAGGGGGACAAGGCCAGCCAGCGUGAAUCCAUUCACAAUGGCAGAAAAAGGAAAGAUGACAAAAGAAAAACAAGAUGAGUGCCACAGGGCAGUCACAAACUUUGUUGUUAAAGGUUUGCUGCCUUUUUCUACAGUGGAGGCUCCAUGGUGGAGGGAGAUGAUAAGAGCCCUAAACCCCAGAUACCAGCCCCCCAGCAGAGACAUGCUGUCAAAUACACUCAUACCUGCAUGGUAUGCAGUAGAGAAGGGAAAUGUCAAGAGAGAAUUGCAAGACGUCAGAGAUGUGGCUGUGACCGCGGAUGGGUGGACCAGUGUGGCACAAGACCACUACUUGACUGUUUCAGUCCACUUUGUGAGAGAGGGUACCAUGAAGGAAAAAAUCCUGCAUACCAGGGCAGUCUACACAUCACAGAUAGGGAAUGUAAUAGCUGAGGAGAUAGGGGAUAUUCUUGAUGAAUUCAACAUCAAAGAAAAAGUUGUUGCGAUCACUGUAGACAAUGCAGCUAAUAUGGAUGUGGCAGUAAAAAAGAUGAGCAUUAGAAAAAUUGGCUGCUUUGCUCAUACACUAAACAUUGCUGCUCAAAAGCUGUACACCAUACCUGUCAUCUCAAAGUGGGCAGGAAGAAUCAGAGCCAUGGUGGUGUGGUUAAAGAGGUGCAGCUUGGCUAAACCUGUCCUUAAAGAGAAGCAGCGUCUUCUCGGUAAGUGUAAAUAAAAAUACAGUGAACUUAGUGCAACAUUCCUGGCUAAAUAAAUUAUUGAACUAUUACUACAAAUAAACAACCAGUUUGACAACCACACACACACUGACUGACUUCCUGAACAUGCUGUCAUUUUGGAUGUGAAGAACAGGUGGAACAGCCUGUUCCUGAUGGUGGAGCGAUUUCUGGAGCAGUUUCCUGCCAUCCAGGCAGCCUCCAUGGACCCUCGGCUAAAAAAAAUCAAUGGAGAAGGACAGACUGGAGAGACUUUCUGAUGAUGAUUAUAGAAAGGCAGAACAGUUCAUCAGAGUAAUGAAGAUACUCUGUACUUCAACCAUCUGCAUCUCCGCUGAAAGGAGUCCAACUUUGGGCCAGAUACUGCCCAUCUUGGGGAAACUCCAGCAUCACUUCACAGUCACUGAUGAGGACUCCUCCUUUACACAGACCAUCAAGGACAAGAUCUGGGGUGACCUCUCAAAACGAUACCAAGAUGAGAGCAUCAGGCAGUUCUUGGAGGAGGGCACAGCCUUAGACCCAAGAUUCAAAACGAAAGUGGGCGAUGAAGUGUGGACAAGACUACAAGAGGAGCUGGUAACUAGGAUCUCACAACAGAAUAAAGGUGUGACCCAGGCCCAGCAGAUGGAGCAGGAGCUUGAAAGGACAGCUGGUGACCAUGAUGACAACUCUUCUGAUGAAGACUGUACAGCUGCAGUAACAACACUGAAGCCAAAGCUUUCUGCCCUUGAGGAGCUAUUUGCCGAUGAGGACAUGGCAGUUGAAAUAAGACAAGAGAACACUUUUAGCACCACAGAGAAGAUUGAGGAAGAGAUACAGCGGUACAGAGGUCUGCCAUCUACCCUAACCUCAGUGAAUCCAGUAACCUGGUGGUGGAAUGCGAGGGACAAUAUGCCAAUGCUAUCAGACUUGGCAACCAGGUAUCUCUGUGUGCAAGCAUCAUCCACACCCUCAGAGCGCACUUUUUCUACUGCUGGGGACACCAUCAGCCAGGAGCGGGCCUGUCUGUGUCCUGAGAAAGCAGACAUGUUGAUUGUUCUGAAGAAAAACUGUUAAGUGAAAAAUAUGUAGCAGUGAAUAUUAGAUUGAUUUGUCACUUGUUUGCAAGUGUUCUUUUGCACUGGAAAUUAUUUGUUGUUUAAUUUUUCUGUAAGAAAACUGCUUGGAGUGGAAAACUACCAAAGCCGAAAAAUAAAACUCAAGAUUUGUGCAAUAUGUAAUGUAAUUUUGUUUUUGUUAGAAUUGAUCUUAUAAAAUUGGUAUCGAAAAAAGUAUCGUUCAGGAACCGGUAUCGAAGUGAAGGUAUCGGUAUCGGUACCGGUAUCGAAAAUUUUCAAACGAUACCCAGCCCUAGAUAGGACGGUAGAGCGCAAAUCUCUACCGUGGGCCAAAUUUAUAUCAUUUCUACCGUCUACCGCAUAUACCGUGCAGCCCUAGGUCAGUGCCCCCCUAAUAUAAUGUAGGGGAAACACUGAAUCAAGCCUCAUGAUACCGUUUACUUAUUAUAUUGUAAUCGCAAUCGCAAAUCACGAUAUUGUCCACCAAAAUCACGAUUGCACUUUUUUAUCAAAUUGUGCAGCACUAUCUGUCAGCUAAUUGCAGUUUUGAUGAUGACAUCAGCUAGACGCUAGGCCCUUCUGCCCUGUCUUCAGACUUGUGACAUAAUAAACAGAAACUAGUGUAUUUUAGCCACAACCCAAACUACCACCCCCUUUCAGUUUCCCAAGGUUGCAUCCUUCAGUUUCUAUCACCUGUGUGAUGUGCUUACAUAGAUUUACUGCUGAGUGAUCAUGUGAAUAUGUUUGUGGUUACAUAAAUACUGGGUGCACUGGUUUUUCCAGUUGAUGAAGGCAUCAGUUAGCUCUCAGGCAGAAUAUUUUUUGAUACGCAGGCUUUAGCAAACUUUUCAUAAAAUAUUUACAGUCUUGUCAUGUUGUAACUAGUUGCAGGAGGUGUUGACUGUUAUUAAACUUGGUUACAAAGCCUGUAAGAAGAUGUUGACUUGAUGUUGACAUGUUCCUUUUCUUGACUAAAACCUGUAGGCCUACUUGUACAGGAUUUAUUCAGUUACUGUUGAUAAACCAGGCACUUGGUGUCUGCCCCACAAGCCUACUAUGUUUGGCACAGCACAUGCAGCAAGGAGUUAUUUGUACCAACAAAGUUUAAAAAAAAAGUUCUUUAACAGACUUCUGGUUCAGCCACCUUUUGUAAACUGUCAGAAAAGAUGUGUAAAGCUGUCAAAGAUGGUCCUCAACAGGAUAAAUUCCACCAUACAGCUGUCCUAGAGGAGUGUUACUGACUUGUUACAUACGAUGACUGUGAAGACUGGUCGACAGUCACUUUGUGUGGUGUUUGAAACCAAAGAAAGGUUUUUUAACUAUUAAAGAGGCCAGUGAACAACAGACAUGGGCACUAAACAGCAGAGGAACCUCAGCUAACAACAGGUUGACAGAAAUAGGUAGAGUUGGGUCAAUUUCAGGUUUUGCUGGUCUGGUGUAUGAGUUUAAACCAGCUUCAAAAUUUUGCAUGGUCCAAUCCUAGAAAUAGUAGAAAUUGGCACAUUUGUGUAAGUCAGUGCAUUUGUGUUUUAUCUGAUGGGAAGCAUUGGUUUCCCAAACUUGUGAAGCAUGCUGCAGCACUCCAAACACAAUAGCUCAGCUGUAUCUCAAGAGAUACAGCUAAUGACUGUACCUUUCAAUAAAUCUGCUUGUAUUGUUAAGGGAUGCACGAUAGUAUUGGCAAAUCAUCGGAAUCAGCCAACAUGCUGAUAAUAUCGGCAAAGAAAAGAAAGUAAUUUGUGUGACAAUACAUGUAUUCUAGGGAUGCAUGAUGAUAUCGGCAUGUCAUCAGUAUCAGCCCAUUUUGGCAUCGGAAUCGGCCAACAUGCUUUUUCUUAUUUUGCACAAUAAAUGAAUAUUACAUACAUUGAAAAGCGUUUUGUUUAACCCAUUUAGACCUAAUCUCGCCUGGGAAAAAAGGCAUUAUAAAGCCUGUAUAAAAUCCCUAAUCCUGAGCAUAUUCUGAAAAAUGGAAAAAAAUUGACCUCGCCUACUAAAACCUUAUUUUCUCAGGCUCUGGAGCAGAUAUAAACAUGAAAUAAAAAGCAUUUGAGAGCUUACAAGUGUGGCUUUUAUUUGUACUUACUUGUUUACUGUAGUUUUCAACUUAGAUUUUCAGAAACUCAAUCAACAACAAAAAUAUCAAUAACAGACAACCAUAUGACAGAGAGGAGAGUGUGUGUGAUUCAGUUAACUAUAUACAAUGAACAAAGAAGUCUCAGUCUCAAGUCUCAGUCUCAAGUCCAUGGUGUGUAAUGUGUAUGUUUGUGUUUGUCAGUCCUAACUCACUCAACUCACACACAGUAUGUGGAUUAUCAAGUACCUUCACUUGCAAUAUUGUGAGUGUGUGUAUAUGUGUGUGCAGGUGUGAGGGUGAGUGAAUAUAUGUGCAUCUGUGUCUCACACACACACACACACACACACACACACACACACACACACACACAACCUCACACCUG